AUGUCGCGUCGUCUCAUGACCCGCGUCGCACUGGUGUGCAGCACAAUCUUGUGUCUGCUCUUCCUGUCAUUACAGCCACGCGAGCCGCGCACGGUCGUUCGCUACCUGCCUCCUGACCCGCAUGAGGGGCUCCAGUACCAGCACUACGACAACAACGCGCAGCGGACACCACCUAUCUACCAUGCACCCAGCCCUGAUGCGUCGACAGGCGAGGUGAUUGUCAACCUCGAGUCUCGCAUCCCACACACGACCUACGAUGGCGGUCUCCCCGGUUACAACGUUUUCUCCAACAUGUACCUGUCUGGCGGUGCACUCGUGCCGGUGUCUGCAGACGACGAGGCCGCCGAAGACAUCCCCAAGGGUCGCUCGGUGCUGAGCGGGUCCCAGAGGCCUGGCAGUGUUCCCGGCGACGAACGUUGGGCUCCUAUCGUGGGCGACAAGCUCGCCCGUGCUCAGCUGGGCAAACGUGCAGUCCGCCUGCCUGGCGUCACAUACAUCUUCAACGAUCCUCCAGGAAAGGCCGGAUAUCUCGCCUUCUACGAACACUUCCUCGCCGAGGUCUUCGUACCGGCGAUUCGCGCCGUUGCGCAUGCUGGUGAAAAGUCGGGUCGUCCCCAGAGCGCGAUCCCUUCGCGCCUCAUGUUCCCGCGUUGUGAUGCCAGGGUUGGGUGGAGGGACGAUUUGGGAAAGAACGUUUGGUUCCUCCAGCAUGUCCUGCCUGGCGUCGACAUUGAGGAAAAGGACAGCUGGGAGGACCGCGCCGGGUCCGACAUGCCCUACCUCUUGGAGAAGGUUGUCGUUGUUGAUCGCGGUUCGGCCCACACCGCACAGGGCGACACGACAACCUGGGGCAAGAUGAACAUGAUCGUCCCCACCAUGAACGCUCCCAGCACGUUCUUUGAGCCAUUCCGCCAGAACAUGAUCGCAUCCGUUGGCAAUGCCAUGCCUCACAUCGGCAAGUAUCACCUCCCCAUCGUCGUCUACAUUCAGAGGGAAUAUCUGCCUCGGAUUGCCGCCAAGUCGCACGAGGCGAUCGUCGAGGGCCUCAAGAAGCUCACUUCCAAGGCCGAGGUCCACGUUGCGCAGAUGCGUGCCAUGACGCGUCCGCAGAAGAUCGCCAUGCUCGCCAAUGCCGACAUUGUCAUCUCCUUGACCAGUGAGGAGCUUUACGAGACGGCGUGGAUGCCUCCUGCGUCCACUGUGAUCGAGAUCUUUGAGGAAGGAGGCUUCCACCGCGACUAUGAGGUGUUCGUGUCCAUCCUUGGGCACAACCACAUCACCGUCCAGAACGACAAGGUGCUCUCCGAGGCGGAGUGGCGCAAGCACGGUCGUCAGCGUGGACCGCAGAAGGACGCCGAGGUUGACGUUGACGCGGAUCUCAUCAGGCCAGACAGAGGAUGGUGUGAGCAAGAGGGCGCAAGAGGUGCGUCAGAGCCAUACGCCAGCUUGGCGGGCGAUCGGCCCAACCCAAUGACUAUUCGGGCCACCCACAUUACAAUUGCUUCCGAAAAGCCACGUGAAUUCCAUGCGGGGUUUGAUCUCGCGCCACACCUGGACGAAAUUUCGGCGUUUCCCCGGCGAUCCCGCGAAACUUGGCUGGGUGUGAGCCUGGGGGGACGCUGCCCGCCUGCUGCCGAGUCGUUGGCCCAAGUCGCUUUGCAGAACUCAACCCUCAAGCGGUCCACAAAUCUCGACAAAAUGGUGAACAUCCCCAAGACUCGCCGCACCUACUGCAAGGGCAAGGCCUGCAAGAAGCACACCCCCCACAAGGUGACCCAGUACAAGAAGGGCAAGGACUCGCUCGCCGCCCAGGGCAAGCGCCGUUACGACCGCAAGCAGAGCGGUUACGGUGGUCAGACCAAGCCCGUCUUCCACAAGAAGGCCAAGACCACCAAGAAGGUCGUCCUCCGCCUCGAGUGCACCUCGUGCAAGUCGAAGCACCAGAUCUCGCUCAAGCGCUGCAAGCACUUCGAGCUCGGCGGCGACAAGAAGCAGCGCGGCGCCGCCAUCUCUUUCUAA
Molecule: messenger RNA, 2019 nt
Organism: Apiotrichum porosum
Lineage: Eukaryota; Fungi; Basidiomycota; Tremellomycetes; Trichosporonales; Trichosporonaceae
Exons: 13
Coding region: 1-2019 (672 amino acids)
Biological process (GO): translation
Cellular component (GO): cytosolic large ribosomal subunit; ribosome
Molecular function (GO): structural constituent of ribosome
Source: RefSeq, a predicted model, not a curated record